Molecule: messenger RNA, 2877 nt
Organism: Argiope bruennichi
Lineage: Eukaryota; Metazoa; Arthropoda; Arachnida; Araneae; Araneidae
Gene: nrv3
Product: sodium/potassium-transporting ATPase subunit beta-like
Exons: 6
Coding region: 117-1025 (302 amino acids)
Biological process (GO): intracellular sodium ion homeostasis; potassium ion import across plasma membrane; sodium ion export across plasma membrane
Cellular component (GO): sodium:potassium-exchanging ATPase complex
Molecular function (GO): ATPase activator activity
Source: RefSeq, a predicted model, not a curated record
AGACGGGCUUCAUUUUCGGAUCACCUUCGGGUUAUUGGCAAGGGUGCUUGGAAGCUGUUCGUAAUUUAUCUUAAAGUAAUAAUUCUAUUAAUUAAAAAUUAACAGCUUCCUUCAAGAUGGAAGAUAAAGGAGAAACUUAUUACAAAUCUCACGAAGAGGAAACCAAGUGGCAGAGCUUCAAGAAAAUGAUCUGGAAUUCAGAAACUAAAGAAUGCCUGGGAAGAACAGGGUUAAGUUGGUUCAAAAUCACACUCUUCUACAUCAUCUUCUAUGCCUGCCUGGCUGCAUUUUGGACAUGCAUGCUUGUAGUUUUUUACCAGACAUUAGACGAUAAUCAACCUAAAUGGAAACUAGAUGCAAGUAGGAUAGGUUCAAGUCCUGGACUUGGUUUCCGACCAUCCCCACCAGAAGCUAAUAUUGACAGCACCCUCAUCUGGUUCAAUGCUACCCGCAACGAUACUGUCGAAUACUGGGUCUCCAACUUGAAUGAAACUCUUCAACCUUACCGCAAGUAUCGCACUGGAACCAAUGUACAGACCUGCACAAAAGAGCAGACUGCCUCCAGAGAAAGAGUUUGCAACUUCCCGUUGCUUGAAGGAAAAACAGAGCCUUGCUCUUUAGAACGACAGUUUGGGUUCCCAGAAGGAAAACCCUGCAUUCUCAUUAAACUGAACAGAAUUUUUGACUGGAUCCCCGAAGCUUAUGAAGAACCUCCUCAAGAACUUGUCCCCCACUUGAAGGAACCUUUUGACAAAGACAAGAUUUAUGUCACUUGCACUGGAGAGAAUUCUGCCGACAAAGACAACAUAGGAGAGAUCGAUUAUCGUCCAAGCCAGGGCAUUCCCUUCAUGUACUUCCCUUUCACCAAUCAGGUAGGAUACAGGUCACCCUUCGUCUUCGCUCAUUUCAACCACAUCAACCGUGGAGUGCUCGUCAACGUAGAGUGUCGUGCCUGGGCCAAGAACAUCCACUUUGACAGAGGAGACAGACUAGGAAGUGUUCACUUUGAACUGUUGGUAGAUUAAAGUACACUUAAAAAAAUUUCUCUAAGGAAAUUCAAUGUUAAAACUCGUCACUUUCUCUCUUUCUCUCUCAAUUUCUUGCAUUUUAUCAUUGAGUUUUAGUCCUUUUCUUGUUUGUAGAUUGUUCUGAAUGGACUUGUGUAUUGCUCCCCAUUUUAAAUGUGUGCCAUUUGCCAUUGAAGUUAUUAUUAAGAGGAAAACAAAGCACAUAUGACAUGCACAUAAGCUUUAAACGCUUUAUUAUUCAAAUAGUGUGUUACAUGUGUGGAAAAGAUUGUGGUGUUGUAAACCCUUUUAUAGAUGAAGUAUUUAUAAAAUACUGUUGAUGCCAAAUGUUUCCUUAAACAGAGGAUGGCAAAUAUUUGUCUAAUGUAAACUUUCAAUAUUCUUAUUGAAUUUUGGUAGGAACUGGAGCAGUGUGAAACACUGCCUACCUUUGGUAACAGAGUGCAUUUAGAUCUAGAUUAGCAGUUUGUGUGAGUAGUGCAAUAGUUCUGUAAUCUGUUCCCUUUUCAGUGGUCUGCAAUAACAGUUAUGCUUUCGCCUAUCCAUUUUAGGUAUGUAGAAUUUAGAGUGAGUCAAUUUAUUAUAUAUUUUGCAAUUUCUUUUUCAUACUGAAUUUCAUGUAUAUUUUUUUUUAUUAUUUGUUAUUGUAAAAAAAAUGGAAGUAACCUUAAUUUUUCUUUUAUGCUGUUCUCAUGGAAAUGUGGACCACUGUUCUGAUUAGUAAAUAUCCCAUAACUUUUUUUUUUUAUUCGUGAAGUUAUAUGUGAUGUGAUUCACUGAAAAUAUUGUGAAAAAUUUUACUUUUUUUAUUCAGCCUUUUGUUUCUUGAAAAAUUAUCUUGCUGGAUUUUGUUGCAUACAUACACAUAUCAUUGUAUUGUUAAAAUCUAUUAUAGUUUAAAUUUUAAUGUUGUUUAGGCAAUGUUUGUCAUAUUUUAAGUUUAUUGUUUUUUCAGGUUGUAGUAGAGUUUGUCAUUUGCUUGCACUUUUUACACUGUGAGAUUUAUUAACUUUAGUCAAGUGUUUAAAUGUAUCUCAAACUAUAUUUGGUUUCUUGGUGUGCAUUUUUUUUUGUUAUGUUCUGCAAAUGAAGUGUUGUGAAAUUAUAUAAAUUGAUAUAUUUCUAAAGAUUUUUUGUGAAUGUGAGACUAAGCUGAUAAAAUGUUUGGCACUUGAUAUUAUACAUUUUAAUGGAAUUGGCAGGCAGCUGUUCUAAAAGUUUUCUAAAAUAUGAGUUAGGAAUUCAAUUUAUUAAAAUAACAUCUCUGCAAGGAUCUCCAUUUUCAUUCCCUUUUUUCAGUCAUGUUGUGUGGGGAUAAGAUAUAACAUUUCUGAAAUGAUGCGGGUUUUCUUUUGUCGUGUAUUUCGUCCUGUGGUGCUAAUGUAAUGUUGCACACUCUUUCUUUGGAAAAAAAAAUCUCUUCUGUUCCUAUUAAGACUGAUAUUUAAGGGAUGGGCUCUAAAUUUGUAAAAAUAGCAUAUUUUAUCUCUUUAGUUGUAAAACCAGUUUUGAUAUACGUGUGCAAAUUUGAUUUGCCAUUGGCUUAUUUUCAUUGUGAUACUUCUGUGACAUUGGAUAUAGUGUGAUGAAUAUUGGAACUCCGCAUAUUUUAUGAAAAACAACCCAAAUAUUUGUUCAGGUGUCUCUUCAAAAUGUUGUUCUCUUCAGAUUUCUUGAUAAUCUGAAAGAAGUUAGUAAAAAUGAAAACUGCAAGAAAAAUAUGCACAAAUUUAUUAAACAAUAUGAAUAAAUGAAAAAUUCUCUUAUUUUUGUUUAUGAGAUGUAUUAAAAUGUUGCAAAUAUUGUGUAUGUAUUUAGAAGAAAAUAAAUUUAAAAGCUUGAAUUCUUA